AGGAACCGACACAGAGGUAGGCCGGGAUAGGAGAAGAGGAUGCCCUUUUGGCAAAGGUGACCAUUGGGGUGGUUGAACAUCUCUGUGCCCUAUUGCUUGGAUCCUCCAUCUCUCUGACCACCAGCUAGGACUAUUUGUGGUCCACCAACCUUUUCCCAGGAACCUAGGAAACCGAACAUAGAGAAGGAUUGUGUCAGCUUCUUCCUAGGACCAAGAAAGUUCUCGCCUUUCUCGGAAGAACCCAAGGAGAGAGAAGAUGGGGGCUUGCCACCUUGGAAAGGUCAGUCCUUGACUCAUUGCAAGGGAUCUCUUGGGGGAAUGUCAGAAGAGAUGCAAAGGGUGCCUUUGGGGAGGAAAUAGCUUUCUCUACGAAGAAUCAAGUCUGACAAGCUUCCAAAGAGGUUGGUUCUUUGGAGACCUUUGCAACCAAGGCAAGAAUGUUUCAGAAACUCAGGAGGUAUCUCAGAUGAGGAAAAGAGAGGAUCAGCUUCUGCCACGUUCCUGUGUUCUCCACCAAAAGGCGUUGGUCAAAAGUAUGGAGAGAAAAAUUGCAUAACUGAUCCAGGAGACUUCACCGGAGCCAUGACCUCUGCCUCUUCGGUGGGCCCUGUCACCUUCUCCCAGGUUUUUGGGCAUCAGUGCCAGCUUCUGGAGGCAGCUGUGCAAUCUCUCCACACCUUGAAUGACCAGAUCUCCGACUUCAUUGUGGACAAGGCCAAAGUGCUUACCGAAGACGAUGAAAAUGCUUUCUUGCCCGAUGAGAAAGAUACCCUGAAGAACUCCAUGUCGCUCAUGAGACACCUCUUAAUGGAUGCCCAGGCCAACAUCCAGCGCAUGAUGGAGGGCAACCAGCAGCUGGCCUUGCGGAUCGACGGGGCCCUGCAGGCGGCCGGGCAAGAGGUGGGCGCCCUGCGGGCCGAGCUCAGCGCCACCAGCCGCCGCCUGGCCGAGCUCGGCGCCCCUUCAGCCGGAGCUGCAGCAGCCGGAGCCGGAGCCGGAGCCGGAGGGAGCGGCAGCAGCCCCAGCAGCACCAACGGCAGCCCCAGCGCCCAGGAGAUGGCCGCCUCUGCCUCUUCGGGGGAUGCCAGCCAGCCUACUCUCCAAGUGCUCCUCCGAGAAGAAGUCUCCCAGCUCCAGGAGGAGGUCCACUUGCUCCGACAGAUGAAGGAGAUGCUCACAAAAGACCUGGAGGAGACACACGGCGGCAAGUCGACGGAGAUCCUCUCAGCCACCGAGCUCAAGGUCCAGUUGGCCCAGAAGGAGCAGGAACUAGCGAGAGCCAAAGAAGCCCUCCAAGCCAUGAAAGCCGACCGGAAACGUUUGAAGGGGGAGAAGACGGACUUGGUGAGCCAAAUGCAGCAGCUCUAUGCCACUCUGGAAAGCCGGGAAGAGCAACUGCGGGACUUCAUCCGGAACUACGAACAACACAGAAAAGAGAGCGAAGAUGUCGUCAAAGCGCUUGCGAAAGAGAAAGACCUCCUGGAGCGAGAAAAGUGGGAGCUGCGCCGGCAAGCCAAAGAGGCCACGGACCACGCCAGUGCCCUCCGUUCCCAGCUGGACCUGAAGGACAACCGGAUGAAGGAGCUGGAAGCCGAGCUAGCCAUGGCGAAGCAGUCCUUAGCGACCCUGACCAAGGACGUCCCCAAGCGGCACUCGCUAGCCAUGCCCGGCGAAACGGUGCUCAACGGCAACCAAGAAUGGGUUAUGCAAGCCGACCUCCCUCUUACGGCUGCCAUCCGGCAGAGCCAACAGACGCUCUAUCAUGGCCACCCGCAGCACACGGUGGACCGGCAAGCGGUCCGAGUCAGCCCAUGCCAUUCCCGGCAGCCUUCCAUCAUCUCCGACGCAUCAGCGGCGGAAGGGGACCGGUCGUCCACGCCGAGCGACAUUAACUCGCCGCGGCACCGAACGCAUUCGCUCUGCAAUGGGGAUAGUCCUGGACCGGUACAGAAAAACUUGCACAACCCAAUUGUCCAGUCUUUAGAGGACCUCGAAGACCAAAAACGGAAAAAGAAGAAAGAGAAGAUGGGCUUCGGGUCCAUUUCCCGGGUCUUUGCCCGAGGGAAGCAGCGGAAAUCGCUCGACCCGGGCCUCUUCGACGGUACCACUCCCGAUUAUUACAUAGAAGAGGAUGCCGACUGGUGACGGCCCGCCUUCCCAAACCCCCGCUUCUGGUGUGCGUGCGUGUAUGCGAGUGUCUGUGUGCGCGAGCCAAACGCCUCUAAACCCGAAACCCGGCGGAUCGUGAGCCUUUCUCGCUCUCUUUCUCUGCGUUGCCUCUUCUGUAACUCGCUGUACAUAAUCCCCCCCCUUAAAAAAAAUCCCGUAUGUGAAACCCCA
This is a messenger RNA of Sceloporus undulatus (fence lizard), 2340 nucleotides long. RefSeq names its product kazrin, periplakin interacting protein (gene KAZN). Bases 583 to 2145 code for a protein of 520 amino acids. The transcript has 10 exons. Lineage: Eukaryota; Metazoa; Chordata; Lepidosauria; Squamata; Phrynosomatidae. The record is from RefSeq and is a predicted model, not a curated record.